GCGUUUAACUGAACCCGCCCAACGCACCACCAGAGAAGACGAACUGCUGAAUACACCAGCAAUAUUAACGCAUGAGAAUUACUUCUUUAUAACGUCUUUAAAGGAUGUUAUAAUCUAGACUUUAUAUAUUGAAUCAUAAACAUACACAUUGUGACAUGAGCGUAUUUGGAUGAAAUAGAGCUCAAUCGUUAUCUCUCUCUGUAAAUAUACGAGUUGGAAUAGCUAACGCGUUGAUUUAGUGCUGUAUGUGUUUUUAACGCGGUCUCUUAACCAGGCGUGAAUAUAGACUAAACAAGUGGCUAUGUGUGUCGUUGUGGAAACCGGUUUGGCGUGAAUGGGAAUACUGGGAAGCGGGAUGGCACUGUGGUGGAGGAUAGUGCUGAUGGCUCUGCUGUGGGAGUUCCAGAGUGUUGUGUGUCGUGAGGUGACUCUUCCACCAGGUCCAUUGUACCGUGUAGCAGGGUUCUCCAUGUCUCUGCCCUGCACUGUUUCAGGGUAUGAGGGUCCAAGAACACAGGACUUUGAAUGGUUCUUGUUCCGUGAGACUUCACCAGAAAUGCAGCUCGGGGUUGUGUCCACUAGAGAUAGAGGCUUUCCCUAUGCCCCUUACCUGGGGCGAGUGAAAUCAGGCGAGGUCCGGGUGGAGAGGGACUCAGGUGACAAAGCCAGACUGGUGAUUCAGAGACUUCGUCCAGAAGAUCAGGGACGUUAUGAGUGUUACACACCAAGCACUGACACACGAUACCAAGGCAGCUACAAUGCAGCUGUGGUUGUCAAAGUGAUACCAGACACAUUGCUGAUAACUCACUCUCGCAUUCUGACUGGCCAGCCUGUCAUAGAAGGGACAGAGCUUCAGCUGACAUGCGCUGCUUCUGUCCAGUCAGCGCAGCACACACAUUUGUCUGUCACGUUUGGGAUGCGAGGCAGCACCGACUCUGGCUCUCUGGGCCACAAUCUGAAGGAAAUCAUCUCCAUCGACCGUGAGCUGCGUGUAACUCCUGGCCGGGGAGGCUCUUAUGAGAAGAGGUACAAUAAUGGCGAGAUUUCUCUGGAGAAGAGAAGUGGAGAUGAAGAUAGGGACCUUUACAUUCUAAAGAUAAGCAUGCUGGCCUUGGAGGAUUCUGGUUCGUAUUUCUGUGAGGCAGCACAGUGGGUCUUGGACCCAUCAGGCCAAUGGGAACGCAUCGCCCAGAGAACCAUGGAACUGGGAAACCUCUCCGUGCAACCACUUGCGGACACUCUGUCUGUGAGCACAGUGCCAGUGGGUGAGGUGGCACUGCAACCUGGGUCCCCUCUCAGCCUCACAUGUCUGGUGUCGGGUGCGGGUUCGUGGAAUCGCUCGGCUCUGCUGGUGCAGUGGUUGCGGCGUGGGCCAGCAGGAGGAGUGGAAGUGGAGGUGGCCCGCAUGAGCCCCAACGGAGUGGUGAGCUGGGGCGAUGACAUCAGUAGUGGAGGAGGGGGCAGUAUGGAGAAGGGGGCAGAGGGGAGAUUUUCUCUGCGACGCUUCUCUGCGCACCCAGCUGAUGCUGGACAGUACCGCUGUGCUGUGAGUGUGUACGCUGGGCAGCUCAGUCCAGCACCAUCCAGCCCUGCUACACUUACUCAGAGGUCUGAAGGUGUUAUGGUCACCCUCAGGACUAAAGAGGUGAGUGUACUGGCAGUCAUUGAGUUACCACAUCGGCCACUCCUGAAACGCGGGAGCACCGUCACCUUGCUCUGUAAUGUCUCAGUGGUGAUCACAGGCCCCACUCAGGUGGAAGUGCAGUGGUGGCAGGAGAAACGGGAGCUGGAUGGGAAAGAAGACAUGCCCCCAGGACAUGCCAAAGGCAGUAUCCUUGCGACACUGACCUAUGAUGGAUUGUCUCGUAUCUACAGUAAUGGAAGUGAAUUGAGCAUUGACCGUGUUUCUGCUGGAACCUACAGACUACGCAUCUUUUCAGCACAUGAGGAUGACCAAGGGGAUUACCAUUGCCAGGCAGAAGUAUGGACCCAAGACCCCCAUGGAGCCUGGUACAAUACAGGUGCCAGGGCAGAGUCCGCCACGGUACACGUAUAUUUAUAUGCACGAGUUAUGGACCUUCUCCUUAUACCACUGGUAGUUGGUGUCUCCUCUGCCCUGUUUGUGGGUGCAGUCAUCAUCGCCAUGGUAACAUGCUGCUUCAUGAAUCGACUUGCCAGGCAGCGUUCCCAGAUAAGGAAGUAGGAAACAGGCCAGCUUCCCUGCAGCAAUUACCGACAGACCAAUAAUGCAAUUGUAUGGAUAAAAAGAUUAAAUGAAUAUAAUUAAGAGUGUACUUGAUGGAGGAAUGAUGUAUACUGACUUCUGCUGGUAUGUUUGUGAGAGACAGCUCCGACUGUUGGGUUGAACUAUUAAAUCACACGUUCAAAGUGUGCCAACAAGUUCAUGAUUUUCUUCUAAGCCACAAUUAGCCUAAUUGUGUUAGGUAUAAACUUUUAAACAGUCAAAUUUGCAGCAUCCAAAACUUGCCAGCUUUUCGUGUGGCUUUUUUGUUUGUUUCAAAGAAUUGACCAAUUUUUUUCUGUGUAUUUGUUUUUAUAAAUGUGAUGUAAUAUGUUUAACAAAACCUGGAUUUGGUACAAGAAACUAUGUAUAUAUAGUGCUCCUAUAUAGCAUGCCAUAAAUUUUUCACCAUUGUUUUUAUGGUAUUUAUGAAACAAUGAAAAUUAAGCAAAAUGUUGCACUGACCUCUGUGGAGUUAAAGACAAGGCAUCCCAGGUACUUAUACCCUCUUAGCCCACACACAGUUCAUUCUGUACUGUAAUUAAGCAAAGCUUUGAUGAUAGGAAUUAGUUUACAAUGGGUGGAAUAAGCUAAACACUGUGUGUAGCAUCCCAGCAAUUUAGAAAUCAGCUUGGAGCCACUGAAUGAAUAGAACCAUGCCAAUACAGUAGUAGUAUAUAGUUAUAUAGUGAAUUAAACUUGCAGGGAUGAUACACACUGUAAAAUAAAUUCAAUUACCAGAAAGAAUCUUGACCACUUUAUAAACAGUGAAAAUGCUGAUAAAUAUGAUCCGUAUAUUCUACUGCUGAAAGGCUGAUGGGUGCUCUACUUCCACUGCAAUAAAGCCGUACUUGUACGUAACUGCACUUAAGCUGCCAGUAGACACAGCUUGAAAUGUAGAGACUCUAAUUGAAAUGCUGUUGCAAAAUCUGAACGUCUGGUUCAAAUUAGACAAACCUAGACUUCUUAGAUAAAUCGGCAGUACCAUAGUGGGACAAGGACCAAAACGAUACUUAUAUAUAUAUUAAAAAAAAAAAAUUUUAAUCUUGAAAUCUGUGUUUUGAACCUUUUUAUAUUUUGCAUGUUUUCUGUUUUAUUGGGUUUCUUGUGUUACACUGCUAUUAAGUUGGUACUGUGAAAUGGAUUUCUUUAAAAAAAAAAAAAAAAAAAAUUGCUUUGUGUUAUACCUUGUAUGAAUAAGGAGGAUCAUUGUGCACUCAAGUGUUUCCUUUCAGCCUAUUUUAGUGAUUGCUUUUGGUUUUUUUAGAUAACAUAUAGGAUUUAACCACAGUAAGUUGAAAGAAAAAGAAAAAGGAAAGAUGAUGGUGGCUUAGGUCAUGGGUACAGGAAAUAUGAUAUGAGAUGUGAUAUCUCAUGAGAGGCAUGUAUGUCUAGCACUUCUGUCCCUUUUUGGAGAAUUGAUCUGAUUGCUGCUUUCAACUGCGAUUUAGGAAAUAAUAAAGAUCUUUGUGAUUGUUAAUAUGGUGAAUACAUUUGGAAACUUACUAAACACACAUUGCUAUUGCAUGUUGAACUGCUUUGCAAUGUUCAGCUCACAAAUCUGAAGCGGAUUUAUCCUUUCACCCAGCUGGGCCAUGUGACCAUUUCAGUGAGAGUAAUGCAACAUUUUGCUGUCUGUUAAUCCUUCUGUUUACAUUGUAAAGUCACUCUUCUUCCCCCCCAAUAAAUCUGUCACACAAUAUUCUGGAUUUAUUCAGCUGUUCCAUACAGCCUAGUGGCCAUUCGGUUUUCCAUUCUUACGCCGGUGGUUGCUAGAUGGAUUUGCAUAGACAGGCUUGGAAUCUCCUAGCAAGCCCAUGUAAAUGUCAGGCCUCAGAGGUAAUGUACCUGAAAUCACAUAGGCACAAGUGAAUUUACUAUGUAUUGUCUUUUUCUUGUGUUUUUUUAUGUGAAUUAUAAUGAUAAUUAGACUGCCUGUUUUUUGUUUUUAAAGCUAAUGUCUGUGAUUUUGUAAUUUAAUUAGAUGUCCAUAAUCCACUGCAUUUUACAAGUGUUGACAGUGAACUGUGAUUAUUUUCAUUGUCGGUGUCUGUUUGUACUGCGCAAUUGUGGUUUAGGGACAUGAAUAAGUAAUAAAAUUAAGAUAAUAAAAGA
Molecule: messenger RNA, 4357 nt
Organism: Ictalurus punctatus (channel catfish)
Lineage: Eukaryota; Metazoa; Chordata; Actinopteri; Siluriformes; Ictaluridae
Gene: igsf8
Product: immunoglobulin superfamily, member 8
Exons: 6
Coding region: 335-2203 (622 amino acids)
Source: RefSeq, a predicted model, not a curated record